Aspergillus ibericus CBS 121593 is the source of this 1753-nucleotide messenger RNA. RefSeq names its product phosphotransferase enzyme family protein. The transcript is spliced from 2 exons. NCBI's taxonomy places the organism in Eukaryota, Fungi, Ascomycota, Eurotiomycetes, Eurotiales, Aspergillaceae. Bases 78 to 1652 code for a protein of 524 amino acids. The record is from RefSeq and is a predicted model, not a curated record.
GGCUAGCUCACUCCCUCACCAAAGUUGCAUCUCCCCUAGUGCUCGCCCUUCUAUUGAUUAAAGUCUUCAUUGACGUUAUGGACACUAACGCACUUAUCGAUCUCGUUCAUGAGAUGCAAGGUCAACUUUGGGUUGACAAGGUGAACGAGUCCUACAGAACGGGCCGUCUCUGCCAGUGGGUGUCGACUUUCCAUCCCGAUAAACUUCACUGUCAACUUGAUGGUACCUUUCACCAUGGUGCAUUUAAUGCCGGUAUGAAGAUGGUCUUCUGUGACAGUACUGCCUGGAUGGUUCGUUUCCCUCGUGUGGGGAUGGUCUGUGACGACUACGCCGACGAGAAGGUUGCCAUGGAGGUCACGGCUCUAGGUCUCAUCCGCAAUCGGACUACCAUUCCCGUCCCGAGAGUCUGGGCGUGGGGUCCCGCUGCCAGCAACCCACUUGGUCUCGGCCCCUUCAUCAUAAUGGACUUCAUUGAUGGUGUGAGCCUUAGCGAUCUUCUCCAGGACCCCAGCACCGAAAGCCCCAACAGAGUUAUAAGAGAGGAUAUCAGCGACAGUGAUAUAGAAAUUAUCUACAGGCAGUUAGCGAAAUUUUUGCUUCAGCUUUUCAAACUCGAUUUUGACCGGAUUGGCAGCCUGGUAUCACAACAGGCUGAAGCCCAGAGCCCUACACCGCCACGACCCCUAACUUUCAAAGCACAUAGCAUCCUACAGAAUGGAGGAGUUGACACUUUUGGUGACCGAGCCCAGGGGUUUGCAACAACGACUGAGUAUUUUCAAUAUAUUGCCGGGCAGGACUGGGAGCAGCUUGUUCAGCAGCCGAACUCAACUGUUGGUUUAUAUGAUUCCAAAAACAAAUAUAUAGCGUUCAAGGUCCUCAAAUCCCUGAUACCUGACUUGGUCAACGCGAAGUAUGACCGUUGCAAGUUUAAGCUGAUUUGCGAUGACCUUGGCCUGGCAAACCUAAUUGUCCGUGGCAGGCAAGACCUCACUGUUAUUGGAGUAGUGGACCUCGAGUGGUCUUACAUCGGACCCGCCCAGCUAUUUGGCUCGGCGCCGUGGUGGCUUCUUCAGGACAGGCCCGUCAAUAGCACGUGGGAUUACAAGGGCGACGAGCCGCCUAAGAUUGCUACCCGGUACUUCAAAUAUCUAGAUAUUUUUAUACGCGUCUUGGAAGAGGAAGAGGCAAAGAUGCCAGAACAUAAGGAGAGAGAACUCUCUAGUCUCGUCAAGUGGUCACAAGCCUCCGGAGCCAUGUGGCUGCACAUGCUCCUCUCAUCUGGAUUCAAUGAUCAUCGCAGUUUUCCUUUUAUGCAACUGCGUCGACAUUUGGGGGCUGAGUGGGCGAGGCGUGAGAAGGCAUUUGAACACGCAGAAGAGCUUCAGGCGUUCGCGGAGUGGAAGGUGAACGAGUUGGAUAAGUAUGAUGAAGCCUUGGAGAAGAUGGAGGAGAACAAAGCGCUCGUGGAGAGCGGAAAUAUGACAAAGCAGGAAUUCAUUUCCAAGGCUUCAAGAGAGCUAGGCCGUAUCCCCUGUUCCUCGUCGUCUUAUAUGAAUGGUGUAAUCAAAAAUGACGAGGGAUUGCUCCAUAAGGUGGCUGCCUGGCUUGGCUUGCAAGCUGGAAAGUUGAGAGCGGUCGGAAGGACAGGAUGAGGAGAUUUUAUAUUACCAAAAUGACUUGAGUUUUUGUUUCUUAAUGUCUUACACGAAGAAUUAACUUCAUUUGAUAAUUUACCGAGUGACUUAGGACUGGG